AUGUCGGACAGUGAAGAAAAGUCUGGCGAUUCCUUGCGUGUCGUCGAAUUGUUCGCUGCCAUCAGGAAUAAGGAUGAACAGGCAUUGGCCGUAGUGUUGGAGCAUUCUACCAUCAAAACCGUCCUGAUGUUCCAAACAAAGUACGGCAUUUCACCAUUGGCGUGCUGUAUACGGACGGGUGACGUGAGUCAUCUUGGUUUGGUGCGCUGCUUGUUGAGAAGUGGACUGUGCGACAGUGAAGUGGUCGAUGGGAUCGGCGAAACGGUGCUGGCGAACUUAGCACAUGCGCCGAAUUAUAAUUUAAACUUCCUCCAACAUCUUAUCGAAAUUGUGAUCGAAGGAGUCGACGAUACGACCGCUUGCUACAUGAUGCUGAAACAUAACUCCCUAGAGCUGUUCAAGGUAUUUCUCGCGGUGAAGCAAUACGAUGAAGGCCGGUUAUUUGGAAUCCUCGCAAGUGCAUUAACUAAAUUAAACGUGAAACAGUUUCGUUUACCGACAAACUUGAAAAUGUUCGUGCUGUGGAAGUUGGGUGAUUAUGGAUAUAAGCAUUUAUCAGGCGAUUGGAUGGGAUCGCGCCAGACAAGCUCUGAUGCAUGGAAGGCCCACGUGGAUGUGAUAAGCGCAUGUUGGAACCACAUUGCGGAGAAGUAUGACACCGGGACGUACGAGAAUAUUGACGGUCAAUUGCUGUAUCGAUUGCAUGUCAUUCACAACCAUCUGUACUUUCUUCAGCACAUACAGUUUCUCGAGUAUCUGCCGCUGCGGGAGGCAAUAUUUUGUCUGGCCAUUUUUAUUAAUACCUUCAAGCCACAGCCGAGUUUAUCGUUUGAAGUUUAUCAUUUGACGGUGCACAAGUGUCUUGUGGUUGACUUUGUACGCAUGAUUUCCUUUCAGUUAGUCCGCGUGAAACGAUGUCUUGAGAGCGCGGAACAAGAGCUAAUGUCGUUGAUGGCGGAUGCAGAAUCCUUUAUAGCUCCCAUGAAGAUCGAUCUGAUUGAAGAGUUGGCGAAGAGGGUCGAACUUUCUGUUGUAGGGAAUCAACAGUACAGCAGUCAGAAUAGAUUAAACAGCAAUAAAGACGAGGUCAUACGAAUCCUGAUGCAAAAGGUGAAAAAAGCCGAUAGAAAAUGUGGCGAGGUAAAGAUGGGCGAGCUCAAGGCGAUACGGGAAAAACAACACGAUUAUCUCAUCAAAGAGCUAAAAUCCAGACUGAAACACGUAGUACAUCCACAAAAUAUCGCCGAUCGAAUAAUCGCUCAAACAAAGCGAACCCCUUCUGCAGAUCACUCGGUGAUCGCCGCUGAUAUUGUAGCAGGUGCUUUGUUUAAUUUGGAGCAUUUAAUGCGCGGUAAAGAUCGCCGUACGAGACGAAGGUUGAUCAAGUGUUACAGUCAAAUGAAGCAAUUGUACUCUCUAAACAAAAUUAUCACCACCUUCGGACAUGUGGCCGCAGUUAGCCCAACAAAUGUGGAAGUGUUUCGUGAUUGUUUAAAGCGUGCCGUCACGGUGCUGGGAGAGACGAUGAAAAGUACGAAAAGUACCCCAAACAUGCCUAAUGAUCGCUUGCAGGAUGCGCUGGAACAGAUGCUUACAUCGCACUUUUCUGAAAUUAACAUUUUACAUCGAAACAACUAUGCACGCGAAUUCUCUCUGGCACGGUUGGUGAUUAACGGUGAGUUGGAGCGUAGAGUUUACAGUGUGAUACCCAAACAUACGGCCUGUAUAAGUAUGGUUAUAAAUCUGCUGUUUGUGAUACUGCUGGCAGACAUUCGUCGCAGCUUCUACGGAUUGCUCGUACGGUGCAGUACUAUGCAACAGUUACGUGCCUUGCUAAUUAUGGCAGGCGAAAAAGAUACAGUGCUUCAAAUGCAGCAGAAUGCCUUACAAGCGGUACAUUUGUAUUUCACCAAUAUAAGGACACUGUUUGUGGAACUACGCGAGGGACAGGUUGCACAAACCGUCCAAUUCACGGACGUGGAGAAACAGUUUAUCGUUCAAUGUUCGAUUGUUGAAGAGCUGGAAGCUAUGUUGGCGGUCGAGGCUGAGUUCAAUUUUGAGAGCUUAAGAAAAACAUGCUUUUCAUGCAACUGCAUAUCAACAAUACGCAGGAUGCUGCACUGGAAGAUAAACUCGUACCAUCCCAACCGACUGCUCGAAACCAUCUGUACUAAAUGGGACCCAAACCUGGAGAAUCUGUCGUACAUUGAACUGUUGGAUCAUCGGAUAACGUGGAUCAAUCCUACGACUGUAACGAAUAAUCUCUUAAUGUUGCUGAAAGUGUACAGUUCGGCUGAUGAAACCCACCAACUCUAUCGCACCCGGGAACUGAUCGAAACUAUGGAGGUAGUGGUUGCGGAAGAGGACGCAAUACUGGAGCUGAAUAGAAUGCUACGUCCGUACUAUGAGAACAUUUUCUUCUUGGACAACAAAUGGAAGGCGUUGGAAGCGUUUUGCAGACGGCGUCAGCUACCAUGGAAUACCUCGCUCGUGCGUAAACUUCGGCGAACGGAUCAAGCACAUUUACAGGCGCUGUUCGAUGAGCGACGCGCCAAGCUACGAUCCAUACUAGAGCAGAACGAUAUACGAAUGGUAAAUGCUCUAGACGUCGCGGUGAUAAUUUUGGACAAAGAUAUUCGCGCUUCCCUCGAGCAUCUCCAACUGGAACUGUGCGAAAUGCUAAUCGCGGUGGGUUACUUUGGUGAUAGCUUUCACUACGUCAAGCAACGCAUUCCGAUGUUACAGGGCAAAAACUACCGAAAUCUGCUUGCGCACGAUUCACUGUCCUACAAUCUGCUCACGGACAGUGGUGAUGAAAAGCUUAUAGUUAAUGUGUUCAUCUUUACCAACACCGAAGUUCGUUUGUUUGAUAAAAAAUGCAACGGUCCGGCAGACCUACACUUUCCCUCCCUGGAGGAUACGGAGAGAUGGGUUGAGGAACAACAGAAGCUACUGGCAGCCAUAAGGAUGAACGAUUUGAGAAAAGUUUACGAGACGAUGCGUUCCGGUGGUGAAAUAAAAAGCUUGUUUUGUUCUUCACGAAACAUUGAUCACUAUCCUGCGGCGAACCUUCCGAUAGAAUGCCAUCUACAAGGAAUCUGCAAUCCGGAUCCGUCCAUUAUAGCGCUACUCGGUCUUUACAUUCCAAAUCUUCCGCAUCUGUAUCAGGAUUCAAAGUUCCUGUUCGAGUGUGCAAUAGUGCGACGCGACUUUGAUGCUGCCAUCAAGUUCACAAACGAAAGUGGAUUAUUUUGUGAGGAGUUCUACUCUUGGCCGAACUUUACGUCGCACACAUUAUUCGAAUUGAUCGUCUCAAAAAUGACACCAGAAAGAGUUGUAGAACACUUUCUGGAUUACGGCAAUGAAAGUGGUGUUGAAGAAAUGGUCGACCACCGUAAUGAUCACAUCAUCACCGGAAGCGAUCCUGGUAUUGUAUGUAAAGCUAUUCUUCGAGGUCUCCGCUCGACUGUUGAGCUUUUCGUGCGUAAAGCGCACCGAUUGCAUCCGAAGUCACUAGAGUUGGCAAUUGUAAUGCACUGGAACGAUGUGUUGAGUAAGAUUGCGGAGAAAACUGAUAUUGAUGAUAGCGUGUACGUUACUCUGCUCCGGACGUCGAUAAAAGCGAACAACGAUACUGCUUUAAAACAUGUUAUCAACAACCAUCAGCUAACCUCGGAUGCGCUGCGCCAAUGUUAUCUGACGGCUGCGUCUUUUGGAAGAUGUGCUGUUUUAAAGUAUUUACUGAAACAUUUUCCACCAAUGGACAGGAGCGUACUGUCAGCUGCCAUUCACAGUGCUACACUUUACAACCACUGGCAGUGUGUACGGUUGCUGUUGGAUGCAGAUGCGGCCGUUGAUGUGCUAAUGCCUGACUAUCAAGGUGCGGAAUCAAACGUGCUCCUGCUGCUUAUCAUGUUCGAGCAGAGUAGAUUGAUACGACGAAUAAAGUCUGUAAAUUGUUCUAUUUACGGCACAGUUACGGAUCAUCCAUUUGCGGUAGCUUUGCGCUACGAUACGGCAUCCAGCACAGUGCUACGAGCAUUAAGUGCACUUGGAUUUGGUUGGCUCGACAGCUCCGCAACGUUGCAUGAAGCGAUUUUGCAAGGAUACGAUCAGCCUGCUUGGAAUAUCAUGUGGAGGGAAAUUGACGAUCAACUUGCACCCCGUUCUACUCCAGCUUCCGAUCACUGUACACUGCACACGAAUGUACUUCAGCGCUGGCGGUUGAUCGCUUUCGUUGAGGAGUGUAAAAUGGACCGAACUGCUUUGGGUUGUGCUGCACAACUGAAUGAUUCCAGAAUACUGUGCACACUGCUGGAUCGGUUGCGCAGUAUGCGACGGUACGAUGACAUCGGAGUGUUAGAUGAUAUUGCGUUUCUUGUUGGUUCCUCCAUCGUAAGACACUACAAAGCAGACAAAAGCGUUAAUGGAAACGUAACGUCAUAUUGCGAAGAUAUGAUUAGCAGGAUACAUACCUGGCAUGCGACAACAAACGAUGUACAUUGGAAAGAGCACAUGAUAGAUGCUGGAGACAUAUCCAUUAAGUUUGCCAUACCUGCUUAUCUGCAGAUAAGCGACAACGCAGCUUACUUCCGCAUCACAGACAGUUCAUCACUCACUGGAAGCUUACAAGACUUGCAUAAGAUCAGCAACUCGUUAUUCACCACGCAUGCAAUGGUAUACGCUACGUUUCGUAAAGAUGACCGCACUGUAUAUUUCUUGCGAAUUGAUAACGUCUGUUGUGCGUACGACAUCUACGCACCGGAUAGACGGAUCGAUUUAAGCAACAUUCUAAACGCCAGAGCUGGAGGUGGCGAAACUGUUUUGAUGACGGCUAUUAAACAUGAACGCCAGCUGGAAAUGGUCCAAAUGUUAGUAGAGGAGGGUGCAAACCCUUUGCUAGCAGACAGCCACGGCAGUACACCAAUCGGCUUGGCAGCAGAUUACCCGUCCCCUGAACUAACACUGUAUUUGUUGGACGAAUGUCUGCAGCGGGAUCUGCGCAAUGACGAGGGAGUUGAUGUGUUGACCGUUUCCGAUGGAACCGGGGGAUAUAAACUAAUCCACAAAGCCACUGUAAAUGGACAUGAAGAGAUUUUGGCUCGUUUAUUUCAGCUCCAAGUUGACGCCACGACCCAAAACAUUUACGGCUACACACCGGCCCACAUUGCGGCAAAAAUUCCACUUACUAAUGCCAUCUCCAUGAUGAAACAGUUGCUAGAUUACGACCGUACACCGGUGGACAUGUUGGAUAUCACAGGUGCCACCUUGUUGCGUUUGGCCGGUCAGGUCGGCUCGAUUGAAAUGCUCGACCUGUUGAUGGAGUACAAUCCAGAUCUUACCUUACAACCCAAUCGAGCGGCAUUGUACCAGGCGAUCGAGCUCCAACACGUCCAGUGGGCAAAACGUUUCUUGGAACAUGCUGUAGACCGAGGUAUCCCGAAAGUUACGAGCAUGGAGGAUAAUGGUGAUGAUGCUGUGAUUCUAUCAAUGAAAUGUGCUGACCUUGAACUGUCUCGUGCCUUGCUCGAGUAUGAGCUAGGACACCCAUUGGAGGAGAUAAAUGUAUGCGAUCUACCGAGAAUUGAAGCCGUCCUGAAAGCAUCUACCUCAAAGAUUCCACAAGUCCCAGUGGAGCAUCUGCUAAAAUUAAAAGGAUUGAAUGAAUCAGAUAACUUUCUCACAUUCUUGCAGAAACUGAUACAGGAACCUAACCCUUAA
Messenger RNA from Anopheles marshallii, 5721 nucleotides. RefSeq lists its product as uncharacterized. Bases 1 to 5721 code for a protein of 1906 amino acids. NCBI's taxonomy places the organism in Eukaryota, Metazoa, Arthropoda, Insecta, Diptera, Culicidae. The transcript has a single exon. The record is from RefSeq and is a predicted model, not a curated record. Gene Ontology annotation, molecular function: protein binding.